AGUUUAUCCUGAGUGGCGGAGGCGGCUGCCCUUCUCUUCCUCCUCCCCUUCGCCUCAUCUUCCUCCUUCUUUUGCAAAAAAAUAAAUAUAAAAGGAGGGCUUGGGGGCUGGGGCUCCACGCCUCCAAGUGCGCCGUAGAGGUAGGGGCUUCCUGCCCCACGGUAGAUCCGCCCCUGGUUAGCUUGAGAGCUAUCCCAAGUGCAGGGGCUAGCAAGAGCGACCAGUCCAGCAUGGAUCUGAUGACGGGGGCGAUGGGCAUUCUCCCCUCCAAGCUGCUGGAGCUGCUCAAGGAGGAGUACAAGCUGCAGAAGGGUGUCAGGGCGGAAGUCAAGUCCCUCUCACGGGAGCUGGAGAGCAUUCACGCCGCCCUCCGCAAGGUGGUGGCAGUGCCGUGGGACCAGCUCGACGAGCAGGUCAAGGUCUGGGCACGCGAGGUCAGGGAGGCGUCCUACGACUUGGAGGAUGUCCUCGACACCUUCCUCGUGCGCAUCGAGGGCCGCGAGCCCGCCGACCCGUCCAGACUCAAACGCGCGAUGAAGAAGAUGGGCGACCUGUUCAGCAAGGUCAAGGCUCGCCACGACAUCGCUGACGCCAUCGAAGACAUCAAGAAGCAACUCCAGGAAGUGGCCGAGCGGCGUGCCAGGUACAAGGUUGACGAUCUUGUGGCCCGUCCUGCAACCGCAGCAAGUGUUGAUCCUCGCAUCUCGGCUCUCUACACAAAAGCGUCAGUGCUCGUUGGCAUCGACGAGCGGAGGGAUGCGCUCAUUGAGAUGCUGUCCGUAGGGGAGGAUGACAGGUCCGACAAGGAGAUGAAGAUAAUCUCUAUUGUCGGGUUUGGGGGAUUGGGCAAGACCACUCUUGCCAAGGCAGUGUAUGACAAGGUUCAACCUCAAUUUGAUUGCAGUGCCUUUGUUCCAGUGGGGCGUAAUCCCGACCCAAGGAAAGUCCUGAGGGACAUUCUCAUUGAUCUCAUUGACAACAAGACGGCAAACACUAUCAUUGAUCAUGAUAAGAAAAAGUACACUGGCGUUGAUCUGAUGGAAUUGGAUGAAAGGCAGCUCAUCAACAAACUCCGUGAAUUCCUCGAAGUAAAAAGGUACUUCAUUGUUGUAGAUGAUAUAUGGGAGACAUCAAUAUGGGGAAUGAUUAACAAUGCUUUCGUUGACAGUAAUUGUGGAGGUAGAAUAAUCGCAACUACUCGUAAUUCUCAAGUUUCAAUGGAAAUUGGUGAAGAAGUUUAUAGACUAGAAGAACUUUCUGAUACUAACUCCAAAAAACUAUUCUAUACAAAAAUAUUCGGCGGGGAAGAAAAACGUCCUUACAGUGAUGAAUUGGAUGAGGUAUCUGGUAAAAUUAUACAGAAGUGCGGUGGUGUACCAUUAGCUAUUAUUACAAUAGCUAGUGUGCUAGCUACUAAACCAAUAAAGGACUGGUCUAUGGUGUACAACUCAAUUGGUUUUGGGCACAGCGAUAACACACAAGUUAAGGAUACGAUGAAGAUAUUAUCUUUUAGCUACUACGACUUACCUUGUUAUCUAAGGACUUGCUUACUAUAUCUAAGUGUAUUUCCAGAAGAUCAUACUAUAGGGAAAAGUGGUUUAAUAUUGAGGUGGAUAGCUGAAGGUCUUGUCCAUGAGGAAAAAGGGAAAGACAUUUUCGAGGUCGGAGAUAGCUACUUCAAUGAACUCAUAAAUAGAAGCUUGGUCAUACCGAUAGAGGAGAAAGGCUCGGGCCUUUUAUUUGGUUGCCGUGUCCAUGACAUGGUACUUCAUCUCAUUCGAGACUUGUCAAGUGAAGAGAACUUUGUUGUUGUAUUGGAUAGUGAGCAAUUGUCACUUGCACAAGGCAAUGCUCGUCGAUUAGCCCUCCAACUGUUAAACUUUGAAACUUUUAAAAAACUAGUAAAUUUAUCCGUAGAGCACAGCCCGCAGAAGGUUAAUUAUAAGGCCAUGCCACAAGUAAGGUCUUUUAAUGCCUUGUUAUGUGUUCCAAACAUAAUUCCCCCAGUUUGCAGCUUUCAAGUUUUGCGAGUGCUGGUUCUAGAAUAUUGUUUUGGUAUGGAAGAUUAUCCUCUUGAGCAUAUUGCGAAGUUACUCCAUCUGAGGUACUUUGGGCUAUCACAUACACCUACUCGUAAGCUCCCCAAAGAAAUAGGACGUCUAAGGUUUCUGCAGACACUGCUAUUGGAUGACACCGGGAUAAAAGAAUUGCCGGCGAGUGUGCGCCUGCUUACACAAUUGAUUUGCCUACGUGUUGAUGAGAAGACGAGAGUGCCAGAUUGGAUCGGGGAGCUGACGUCCCUAGUGGAGCUAGAGAUGUGCCAUGGAGCCGACAACAAGUGCUCUACAAGGUGGUUUGUGAAGGAGUUGGGCAAUCUGACAAAUCUCAGGGUCCUCAAGACUGGGAUAAAUCUACAGCAUGAAGAGCAGGGAAGAGAUUUGCUGGAGUCUCUAAGAAAUCUGCACAAGAUUCAUGCUAUAGCUAUUUCAUUUCCGGAAGCAUUCUUACAGAUGGAUGUGGUUAUGGAACCUAGUUUUGCCCUCUCUUCGAGUCUCAGUGUCCUGAUAUUAUUAAAUAUGAAGUUCUCAAGGCUGCCGGCAUGGAUUAAUGCUCAAGAUCUUCCCAACCUCUGCCAGUUGAAGGUGGUGGUGUCUGACGUGGAAGAGCAGGAUCUGGGAAUUCUCGGGAUGUUCCGAGAGCUCCGUGAGCUCGGACUACUGAUUAUAAGAGUCCGCAGAUUAAAACUUACUGUUUGUGGACGUGGCGGAUUCGAGAAUUUGAGAUUCUUCGAUGUCACUGUACCGCUACAGUUUGUGCAGGGAGCUAUGCCAAGGCUUGAAUACAUCAAUUUCAGUAUCCCGGUGAUAGAGCUAAAUGAUGCCAACAUUGGUCUCGACUUUGGCUUGGAAAACCUUUCAUCUCUUCAGUCCGUGAAGGCCAGCAUCGACUGUGUUGAUGCCUGUCCUACGGAGGUGGAGGAAGCGGAGGCUGCGCUCAGGCACGCAGUCGACAUCCACCCCAACCAUCCAACACUUGAAGCGAGAAGGAUCUACGAAGAAAAAAUGGGGCCCGUGGAUGCAGAUUCAAGGAUGACGUCUCGACGAAAUUAUAAGAUUCUUCAGGCUUACAAUGCUUACGCUUUAACACCAGAGAUGAUCGAAGAACUGGAGGAGCACGAAAAAGCAGCAAUGGAUAAUCAAACUAAUCAAAGCGUGCUUGGCACAUCCACUCAGGACUAUCUAAUUUCGAACAAGGGAGACAAGGUACCCAUCUCUGAGCUUCAGGGGAAGUAUGUUGGUUUGUACUUUGUGGUGAAUGGCUAUGGUCCAGUUGAUGAAUUCACUGCAGUGCUUGCUAAGAUCUAUGAGAAACUCAAAGAAGUGGGAGAGCAAUUCGAAGUUGUAGCUGUGUCCUUGGACAAGGAUGAGUCAUCAUUUAAUGAGAGUUUUGCCAAAAUGCCUUGGCUUGCAAUUCCUCAAGGUGACAAGAUGUGUGAGAAGCUGGUUCGUUACUUCUUUGAGCUUAAUGUUCUUCCUACACUUGUUCUGAUUGGCCCUGAUGGGAAGAUACUGAACAACAAUGUUGCGGACAUAAUUCAAGAGCAUGGUUUGGAGGCAUGGGAGGGCUUCCCCUUCAGUGCUGAGAAGCUGGAAAUUCUUGCUGAGAAGGCAAAGGCUAAAGCAGCAGCACAAACCUUGGAGUCCCUUCUGGUCAGUGGUGAUUUGAACUAUGUCAUUGGGAAAGAUGGAGCAAAGGUUCCUGUAUCAGAACUUGUAGGGAAGACUGUCCUCCUUUACUUCUCAGCCAAAUGGUGUGGACCAUGCCGAGCCUUCCUGCCUACACUUGUGAAGGAAUACAACAAGAUAAAGGAGAAGAACAGUGAAUUUGCGAUCAUCUUCAUUUCUAGUGACAGGGACCAGAGCUCCUUCGAUGAAUUUUUCUCUGAUAUGCCAUGGCUUGCUCUUCCCUUGGAAGAUGAAAGGAAGGAAUUCUUGAAGAAGAACUUCAAAGUCCGUGGGAUCCCUUCACUCGUCGCCAUCGGUCCUACUGGGCAGACAGUCAGCAAGGAUGCAAAGGGCCAACUUGUGAUCUACGGUGCUGACGCUUUCCCAUUCACCGAGGAGAGACUUGAGGAGCUGCAGAAGAAGCUGGAUAAAAUAGCAAAGCGGUGGCCUGGGAAGUUGAAGCAUGAGCUGCAUAAGGAGCACGAGCUUGUCCUGAUGCGUCAUGGCACGUACGGCUGUGACGGAUGCAAAGAGAUAGGCAAUACAUGGUCCUACAGGUGCGAUGAGUGUGACUUUGAUCUGCACCCCAAGUGUGCACUGUUUCAACUAAUCCUUAAUCUAAACAUCAAUUCCUAGCCCUAGCACAUGAAUACCAGUCAUUAUCGGAAGAGUGAUGCCAUAUACCCUCAAGUAGAGGCUAUUAGGGCUUGACAGUGACUCAGGGCAAAGCGACAACAGGGUGAUUAACAGGUUGGUGAAGAUCGUCACCGGCGUCGGAGUUGUAGCGGCGAUGAAGAUGGUGUUGGUGCUAUAUUGUGGGCGGCGGCGGCGGCAGCAGCCUUUGUGCUACUUCAGCGUCUUUGGGAUUGGUGUAGGGUUAGGUAUAUUGGGAUGGUGUUGUCCUUGUGAAAUGAAAAUAAAUUCGUGAGGCUCCGGUAUCUCACUUUAUAUGUGGUGCUGUGUGGAACGUGAUCACAAUCAAGAAGGAUUGGUUGCGUCCUAGAUCAGGACGUAUAGGUGGGUGUAGCUCCUUAGGACUUGGCAUUUUGUUAGAAAGCUCAUGUCAACAUUAACAUACACUGGGGAGGAAAAGAAAGGCGAGGAGGAGGAAGGGAAGGCUAGUGAGGAAGCCUCGGCUGGAUAUGUGUGUGAGGGAGGUGUGUGCAGAAAGGCCUAAGUUGUUCUCCUGAGUUGUCUUUGCCAGUUGCAGUGUUAUCUGAAUGGUACCAUAAUAAAUAAUCAUCCGAUGGUUUUGCU
Molecule: messenger RNA, 4982 nt
Organism: Phragmites australis (common reed)
Lineage: Eukaryota; Viridiplantae; Streptophyta; Magnoliopsida; Poales; Poaceae
Product: disease resistance protein RGA5-like
Exons: 5
Coding region: 231-4361 (1376 amino acids)
Molecular function (GO): ADP binding; thioredoxin-disulfide reductase (NADPH) activity
Source: RefSeq, a predicted model, not a curated record